UCGUCGUAUAAGACGCGGUUAGAUUGCCGUCUCUUCGUCUUCCCUUCGACCCCACGCAGGCGCGUUUGAGAUCCCAAUCUCCCUGAACCCCAUGGCGAAUUUGGAAUCCAGCGCCCUCCUGAAGCACCCCGACGGCCGCGAGGAGCCCGCCCCCGAGCCCAAGGAGAAGACCCCGGCAGCGCCACCCGAGGCCGUCCCCAAGCCCCAGCAGAAGGCUCCGCCGGCCGCUGUUGCGAAGGGCCCCGCCGGGUGGACCGCGGACGGGCUUCCGGUCGGUCACGGGAGCGUCGUCGGCGAGCCCGUCGGCCGUGUCCAGUGGAAUUCCAGCCUCUUCUCUUGCUUUGGCCGCAACGAUGACUUCUGCGGCAGCGAUCUGGAAGUCUGUCUCCUUGGUAGCUUUGCUCCAUGUGUGUUGUAUGGAAGUAAUGCAGAGAGGCUUGGAGCAGUUCCUGGUUCCUUUGCAGAUAACUGCUUGCCUUAUACUGGUCUUUAUGUGCUUGGGAAUGCCCUUUUUGGUUGGAACUGCCUUGCACCAUGGCUUUCACACCCUACACGGACAGCCAUUCGUCGCAAGUUCAAUCUUGAAGGUAGCUUUGAGGCGUUCACCAGACCCUAUGGAUGCUGCGAUGGAAUAGUUGAGGAUGAACAGAGGCGUGAGCAAUUGGAACAAGUAUGUGACUUCGCUACACAUUACAUGUGCCACACAUGCUCCCUCUGCCAGGAAGGCCGUGAACUGCGUCGCAGGCUGCCACACCCUGGAUUUGAUGCACGACCAGUCUUGAUCAUGAUUCCUCCCAUGGAACAAACCAUGGGCCGGGGCGCCUGAAGAUCUCAGAACAGUGUAAUCUUGUUGGUGAUGUGUGAUCUAUUAAGCUGAACCAAAUGUAUCACAGACCAGUUUACUGGGUAUAUACCUGUGUAUGAAUCUACAGUCUUUGUCACCCUGUCAGUACUAAUAAGAGGUCUGUUGUGGUUUAAGUGUCCUUUGAUCUUUCUUACUACAACUUGUUAUGUCUGAGUGUUUGAGAUAUAUGACUUGUACUGUCUUCACAAACUCAACAUCACAAUCCAUUGUGACCUAUUUGGUCAGAUGCAGUUAGAUCACAA
This is a messenger RNA of Musa acuminata AAA Group (dessert banana), 1107 nucleotides long. Its product is annotated as cell number regulator 8. The record is from RefSeq and is a predicted model, not a curated record. The transcript has 3 exons. Lineage: Eukaryota; Viridiplantae; Streptophyta; Magnoliopsida; Zingiberales; Musaceae. Bases 92 to 826 code for a protein of 244 amino acids.